Messenger RNA from Drosophila subpulchrella, 232 nucleotides. RefSeq lists its product as uncharacterized. The transcript is spliced from 2 exons. Lineage: Eukaryota; Metazoa; Arthropoda; Insecta; Diptera; Drosophilidae. Bases 1 to 225 code for a protein of 74 amino acids. The record is from RefSeq and is a predicted model, not a curated record.
AUGGAGUGGUUUGUAAAGUUCCUGGUAAAGUUUCAGAUUGCCUUUCUAAGCAUCAACUUAAUUUAUGGAAUGCACAAUCCAAUGAUGCGAAUUCAUUGUGAUUUGGGAGAGCUCCUAACUUGCAAGUUUAGAUUUGUUCACUGUUGGCUCUACGAGUGCGUGUGUCUUCCAGAACACAUUUAUCUAGGACUCGGAAAUGGCUGCCUCUAUAUAGAAUUCGCUUAAAAAGUAA